AGAGAUCCAUGGCAGAUAAAAGCCCAGAACUAGAAACCCUAACCAUGAACAUGAAACUUUUGAAACUUGAUCCGGAUCAAACCCUAGAAGAAUCCCCAAACUAGCAGCAAACCCUUCCUAUAUUUGAAAAAUUCGAAAAAUUGAGCAACAAAGUGGCGAAUUUAAGAAAAGAACAUAUGGCACUUUGCAACGAAGUGAAAAUCAUAACUGCUGAUUCUUUUCCUGGCUCUGAAGUUUUUACUGCUCUUCAGAGCCUUGGCGAAGAACAUGAGAUUUUGAAGAAGAAGUAUCAAGAAGAAUGCCAAGCCUUGAAGAAUAGAUGCCAACUAGAGUGCUCAGAGAGAAGACGGCUGUACAAUGAAGUGAUUGAACUCAAAGGAAAUAUAAGGGUUUUUUGCAGAUGUAGACCUUUAAAUGACGAUGAGAUUGCCAAGGGUUCAACAUCAGUGGUUGAUUUUGAAUCAGCUCAAGAAAAUGAGCUAAAGAUAACAGGAUCUGAUUCGUCAAAGAAGCAAUUCAAGUUUGAUCAUAUCUUCAAACCUGAGGACAACCAAGAGGCUGUUUUUGCACAAACUUCGCCUCUAGUCGUGUCAGCACUUGAUGGAUUCAAUGUCUGUAUCUUUGCAUAUGGGCAAACUGGAACUGGGAAGACAUUUACAAUGGAAGGCACUAAUGAAAAUAGGGGAGUUAACUACCGUGCCUUGGAGGAAUUAUUCAGGGUAUCUGAAGAAAGGAGUGAUAUUAUGAAAUAUGAACUGUUUGUAAGCAUGCUGGAGGUCUACAAUGAGAAAAUAAGAGACCUCUUGGUUGAAGAUGGAAACAUUAAAAAGUUGGAGAUAAAACAAUCAGCUGAAGGAACCCAAGAAGUUCCUGGACUAUCUGAGGUGCCUGUCUACAAGACGGAUGAAGUUUGGGAACUGCUUAAGAGGGGGAGUCGUGUACGAUCUGUUGGUUCAACCAAUGCUAAUGAGCUUAGUAGCCGUUCUCACUGCUUAUUGCGAUUAACUGUUCUUGGGAAGAAUUUGGUGAAUGGACAGCAGACCAGAAGCCACCUUUGGCUUGUGGAUUUAGCAGGAAGUGAGCGAGUGGGAAAGAUUGAGGUGGAAGGUGAAAGACUGAAGGAAUCCCAGUUCAUAAAUAAAUCUCUGUCAUCUUUAGGAGAUGUAAUUUCAGCUCUUGCUUCAAAGACGGCUCACAUUCCUUACAGGAAUUCAAAGCUUACCCAUAUUCUGCAGAGUUCUCUAGGAGGUGAUUGCAAGACCCUAAUGUUCGUCCAAAUUAGCCCGAGCUCAGCAGAUCUGGGUGAAACCAUUUGCUCACUGAAUUUUGCAAGUCGUGUGAGAGGCGUUGAGCAUGGCCCUGCUCGCAAACAAACAGACACCAGUGAGCUGUUUAAGUACAAGCAGCUGGCAGAGAAAGCAAAGCACGAUGAGAAAGAAACCAAAAAGUUGCAGGAUAGUUUACAGUCCUUGCAACUACGUCUUUCUGCAAGAGAACAUAUAUGUAGAAGUCUGCAAGAGAAGGUACGAGAUCUUGAAAACCAGUUAGCAGAAGAGCGGAAAACGAGACAGAAACAGGAGAAUAGAGCUCUUGCUGUGGCUUCUUCACACUCUUCACUUUCUUCUUUAAAACAAGGUCUGAGUACAAUAUCGGAGAAAAGACCCCCGUUAGCCCCUUCUUCAAAGUUGAGGCUUCCGCUCAGAAGAAUCACUAACGUCAUGCCAGCUCAUCCGUCUCCUGCCCAAUCACAAAAACCCAAAUCCUUUAUGCCUCCACCUCAGCUCUCAAACGAGGAUAAGGAGAAUAAUACAUCAAGAGGAUCAAACAUGAAAGCGCCGUCAAGAGCCAGACGGGGAUCGUUUGCUUUAAAACCCGCUGCUCCAAUGGGAAAUCAGGUUCUGAAGCCAAAAAGACGGGCAUCCAUUGCCACCACCCUUCAUUCUGAAUCGAGUUCUAGCAGCAGCAUGAUGAUGAGCACUCCGAUCAGCGGCACAUCACGGAUGAGGAAUGAUCGAGUGGUGGGGAGGCAAUCGUUCGUGUGGGACCCACAACGAGUGUGGCGGACGACAAGGGUGCAGUCACCACAAUCGAAGGGUGGAAUGACGGUUGAGGCAACACCGGUGAGGAGCAGUAAGUUUAUGGGGAGCCCACCGGCUUCUUCCCAAGUUGUUGGUUCAUGGAAGCCGAAGCAUCCAACGGUUGUUGCUUUGCAACGGAAACAGUUGGUUUGGAGUCCAUUAAAGUACAGAGGAACGAAGGCGGUUAGAAAGUCGUUUGUGGCCUCUUGAUCUUGAUUGAUACACAUAUAUACUUUGUUCUAUUGUUUUUAACACCAUUGCGAUGUAUGCUUCUUGCUUGCUACAAAAUCUGUUUAAAUUUGGGGGUAAUGUUUUUUUACAUUUCAAAG
Cynara cardunculus var. scolymus (artichoke) is the source of this 2407-nucleotide messenger RNA. RefSeq names its product kinesin-like protein KIN-14S. The record is from RefSeq and is a predicted model, not a curated record. Lineage: Eukaryota; Viridiplantae; Streptophyta; Magnoliopsida; Asterales; Asteraceae. The transcript is spliced from 12 exons. Gene Ontology annotation, molecular function: ATP binding; microtubule motor activity; microtubule binding. Gene Ontology annotation, biological process: microtubule-based movement.